CCGGGGCGGGCCCGUUAAAGGCGGCGGGAGGGGGCGCAGUGAUUGUCGCGCCAUGGCGGAGGCCGCCUCGCAGGAUCUCCUGCUGGCAGCAGCGUUUGUGUCCGAUGCACAGUACAACAGAAAUAUCCCGUUCAAGACGUCCCCGGAGGCGGUCAGGCUUUAUUACCUCUAUAACCAUUGGAUUAUGCGAACAGCCACCUACUUCUUCAUCUUUCUCAACCUGUCCCUUGCACUGUUUGAAGAACCUGCUGUGUAUCCUCUCCCUUUCCUGGUCACUUCAGUGAUCGAGGUGUUGUGCCUUCUGGUGUUCUUUGGCCGCCUGACCCAUUUUGCUAAGGUCACCCCUCGCAAUGUGUUCUGGAAGGACACCAAGAACAUCUGCAUCAUGGUUGCAAUCCUGUUAUCCCUGACAGACUUGGCCAUAUAUGGGGUCCUCAGGAUAUACAACAUGAGGAGCAUUCGAUGGUCAAGAAUCGUGAGGCCCAUCUUCCUCGUGAACUUUGCAGAGAGCCGCCAGAUCCGGAGAGCCUUCCGCAGCAUCCGCAACACGCUACCAGAGAUCACCUACGUCUUCCUGCUCUUCAUGUUUAGCCUUCUCAUGUUCUCCCUCAUGGCCUUGAAGCUGUUUGGUGAGAGGAACCUCCAGACAGCAGAAGGCUUGCCGUAUUUCAGGAACUACCUAGAAAUCGUGUUUGACCUCUACGUGCUGGUGACGACAGCAAACAGCCCGGAUGUCAUGAUGCCAGCAUUUGACUUCAGCUCGUGGUAUGCCCUGUUCUUCAUUGCCUUUGUCAUCGUCAACACUUACAUCUUCAUGUCUCUCUUCCUGGCUGUUGUGUACAACAACUACAAAAAGCACCUGAAGAAUGAGAUCCGAGAGCUCGCUUACAUGAAGCGCCGCAAGAUGAUAGAGGCCUUCAACCUGCUGAAGGAAGAGGAGGGAGCGCAGUUUGUGGUCAGAGAAGCCCGAUGGAAGCAGCUUGUCAAGCUGGUGGCUCCUGAUACCAGCAACUCCCACCGGGAGCUGCUGCUGCGCAUCUCGGACAAUGAGCAGAAGGGUUUCAUAGACAAGAAAUCCUUUGUACAACUGGCAGAUCUGCUCAAUAUCCAGGUGAUCACCCUGAAGAUCCGCAGCCACCCCCUGGGGCAGUGGAUGCCCCGCGUGUACCAGUCAGCAGUGAGCCGGUUCCUGCGCAGCAUGGUCAGGCACAGGGGAUUUGUGUGGACUUACGAUGUGAUCAUUCUCAUAAAUGCCAUCUUCAUCGCUCUCGAUGAGGAAACCCCUUAUAUAUCUUAUGCUGAGUGGGUCUUCCUUGCUCUGUAUAUAAUUGAGAUACUUCUGAAAGUGUACACUUACGAACCAAGGGCAUUCUUCGGCAAAAACCAGUUCUGGAACUGGUUUGAUACUCUCAUCAUCUUUGCUGCCUUGACUGCAACGAUCCUGAAUACUACCCUCAAAUCGACCACAAAGUACAACAGCCAACAGAUCCUGGACAUUGUCUUCAUCUUAAGGGUCCUCAGGCUAAUAAGGAUUGUUGACAGCAUUCAAAGGUUCCGGGUCAUCAUGAACACGCUGAUAAACAUCGUACCAACAAUGCUGACAUUUGGUGGGCUCACUCUGGUUGUGUACUGUGUGUUUGCCAUCAUUGGCAUGGAGUUAUUCCAUGGGAAAAUCCAGUUCUUCCCUGCAAACUCGAAUGCUCCUCAUGCCCUGGAAUGUGGGAAUCCAGCUCUCAAGGAUUCGCUCUUUGCAAGAGGGAAAUACUGCAAGAACAACUUCAACAACUUCGCUUCGUCCUUCAUCGUCCUGAUGGAGCUCACUGUGGUCAACCAGUGGCACGUCUUUGCCAAUGGGUUUGCCAACGUGACGGUGCAGCCUGCAAAGCUGUAUUUCAUUGCCUUCCACAUCGUGAUGGUGAUAAUCAUUGUCAACAUCUUUGUGUCAUUCAUUCUGGAAGCUUUCUUUGUGGAGUACUCCCUCGAGAAGAGUGAAGUCGAAACAGCCAUUGAACAGAAAAUCCAGGAGCUGGGAAUGGGAGUUCAAGAGGAUGAGCUCCGGGAUGAACAGCUCCUUGAGAACAUGGAGAGCACCGAGCACGACCUUGAGGGGGACAGUGGAGCAAAGCCACCAUCCAAAGGGCUGGUGUUCAAAAUUGCCUCCAAACGGUACAGGACGGUGGAUGCUCUGCUCCAGCGCAUGUUCGAGGCAGAGAUACCCCUUGAGGAUGAAGGCCCAUCGUUUGAGGAGAUCCUCAACGUGGCCCCUACUGCCCCUGCUCCCAGCCACCCCAGCUCAGAGAGCGCAGCGUGAUGGGGACCAGCCGUGGCAGUCGGUGAGGAGGAGCUAA
Messenger RNA from Neopsephotus bourkii (Bourke's parrot), 2348 nucleotides. RefSeq names its product two pore channel protein 2-like. Bases 53 to 2311 code for a protein of 752 amino acids. The record is from RefSeq and is a predicted model, not a curated record. Gene Ontology annotation, biological process: monoatomic ion transport; transmembrane transport. Gene Ontology annotation, molecular function: monoatomic ion channel activity. Lineage: Eukaryota; Metazoa; Chordata; Aves; Psittaciformes; Psittacidae. The transcript has 19 exons. Gene Ontology annotation, cellular component: membrane.